CCAUACAUCAACAAAGCUUGAGACGCGCCGAGUAUUCUAUUGCUUGAGGGGGACAAGCCAGCAUCGUUAGCUGCAUUGUAACGGCAGCAAAGGCAACAUGGGCAUCUCUGGCCUUCUUCCCGCCCUCAAAUCCAUCACACAAGAUGCGCAUCUACGAAAUUACGCAGGACAUACCCUCGGCGUCGAUGCUUAUGUCUGGCUUCACCGCGGUGCAUUUAGUUGUGCUUGGGAUCUCUCCAACGGUAUCCCUACUGCCAAAUUUGUCGACUACGCGAUGCAUCGGGUCAAGAUGCUACAGCAUUUUGGCGUAACGCCCUACUUGGUCUUUGAUGGUGGGUACCUUCCCAGCAAAGCACACACAGAGAUGAGUCGUGCAAAGAGGAGAGAGGAAAAUAUGGCUGCCGGCAAGGCUUUCCAAGCAAAAGGGAAUCGCAAAGCUGCUCAGGAUUGCUAUACAAAAGCCAUUGACGUAACACCUGCCAUGGCGCUGCAACUAAUUUUAGCCUUGCAAAAGGCGAAAAUCGCAUAUGUCGUUGCUCCGUAUGAAGCAGACGCACAACUAGCGUACCUUGAGAAGCAAAAUAUCAUUCAUGGCAUCAUUACAGAAGACUCUGACUUGCUCGUCUUUGGAUGUCAUCGGGUCCUGUUCAAGCUCAAUGAGUUCGGAGACUGCUCUGAGAUUACACGAGAUCGACUGGCAAUGAACAAAGACUUGCCGUUGGCCGGUUGGUCACCUGAGAGGUUCCGGUGGAUGGCCAUCUUGUCUGGAUGUGACUAUCUUGUGAGUAUCCCCGGGAUGGGCUUGAAACGCGCCCAUGCCUGUGUCAAGAAGCACAAGACGCUCUCUGCUUUGUUCAAGGCAUUACGGAUGGAGACCGGGUUACGCAUGCCGCAUGAUUAUGAAGCGCAAUUCAGGAUUGCAGAGGAGACCUUCCUUCACCAGCAUGUAUUUUGUCCGGUUGCGAAGAAACUGCUCAUGUGGAAUGAACCUGCUGGACCGCUGAGUGAAGCGACAUUGGCGCAUAUUGGUGAAUGCCUACCAGAUCAUGUUGCUCAGCAGAUUGCUACGGGUUUGCUGGAUCCCAUCACCAAGGAAGCCAUCGAUCUUGUCGAUAUCAUGCCAGCGAAAGCGAAAAUGAGCAGCGCAGCUGCAGGGACACGCAACAUCAAGUCAUUUUUGGUCCCGCAGCCUCUCAAAUCCACUGCACCACUCGCUGAUGUGUCUCUCAAUGUCGUGGCUGCACGAAGACCCGCCCCACUUACGCUGCGAGAAACGCAACGUGCCAAGAAGCUCAAGUUAUUCGAGUCGUCGCCAUCGCCAGAGAGUUUGAAGGGAGGAGCAGGUGGCGUUUUACAAGCGUAUGGCAUAGCGCUUGGCAAUGGUCCCAUUCGACCCUCACCUCAACCGGCUCGUUCUAAAAUCGCAGAGAAGGAGAAUCAAGUGAGUCCUUUCUUUUUGCGGCACGCGACACCUGCAACGAUUCGCAAGAAUCGUCCCAUCAAGGCGGUCUCUCCUGUGCAGACUGAGUCGGAGCGCUGGUUUGAUUCUGAUCCAGAGUAUGAGCGUGCUAUGGCAGAAGCGUUGGAUGCUAGUGCUAAAGAGGAGAGUGAACGCCAGAAGCGACAGCUGGAGAUGGACAAGGAACAGGUUGCUGCGAUUGAAGCGAAUUCCGCCUCACAAACUGAAGAACGGAUUGAGGCGCAAUCUAUGGUCAAGACGCCAGAACCGGUAGUCACCGUCAACGAGUCUGUUCCUGACUCUCCAGAAGCCUUCAAUGAGGCUGUCAAUGUGUGGAAAGCCGACUUUGGGUACCAAGCUUCUGCACCGAUAUCUGAGAUUCAGAUGCAGCCAAAAGUGCUUCACUCUCGGCGUGCUCCAUUCUUUGCGGCCCCUGUACAACCUAGUACAGCAGUGUCCAAGACGACAGCCUACUUCAUGGCACCGAGCGAGACGCGCAAGACGUUUGGCAGCCCCGACCACGCAAGAAGAUCAAUCAAUCUAUCUGCCUUCAAGUGCACGCGAUGAGAACCAAUAGAGAAGACACGAGGAAAUAAUGAAUACAGCGAUUAUCAAGAAGCAUGAGCAUAAGCCAUCCGUUUUUCUAAUAUAGUACGCAUUG
This is a messenger RNA of Protomyces lactucae-debilis, 2120 nucleotides long. RefSeq names its product PIN domain-like protein. Gene Ontology annotation, molecular function: DNA binding; 5'-flap endonuclease activity; 5'-3' DNA exonuclease activity. Gene Ontology annotation, cellular component: nucleus. NCBI's taxonomy places the organism in Eukaryota, Fungi, Ascomycota, Taphrinomycetes, Taphrinales, Protomycetaceae. Bases 98 to 2026 code for a protein of 642 amino acids. Gene Ontology annotation, biological process: DNA double-strand break processing; DNA recombination; mismatch repair. The transcript has a single exon. The record is from RefSeq and is a predicted model, not a curated record.